Saccharomyces eubayanus is the source of this 1065-nucleotide messenger RNA. RefSeq names its product Per1p (gene PER1). Gene Ontology annotation, molecular function: hydrolase activity, acting on ester bonds. The coding region runs from base 1 to 1065 and encodes 354 amino acids. NCBI's taxonomy places the organism in Eukaryota, Fungi, Ascomycota, Saccharomycetes, Saccharomycetales, Saccharomycetaceae. Gene Ontology annotation, cellular component: endoplasmic reticulum membrane. The record is from RefSeq and is a predicted model, not a curated record. Gene Ontology annotation, biological process: GPI anchor biosynthetic process. The transcript has a single exon.
AUGAGGUUAGCCGUGGUCGUAGCCAUACUUGUCCGCUGUUUCCUGGUGGCAUGCUCCCCCGGUGACAAUCUAGACGAGUUCAUUGACUGCACCUACGCUUGUGAAUAUGCCAGACUAUGUCCGAACUCGCAAAUAAACUAUAUCGACCCAGAAACAAACAUGUUCCACGAUAUCAAGUUUUUCGACACGCCGGCUCUGUAUUCGGAUUUCCUGCUCUGGGAUUGUAUUUCCGAUUGUGAUUACCAAUGCCAGCAUAUUAUUACACGCUGGAGGAUUGAAGAGGAGGAGGAAGUUUAUCAGUUCCACGGUAAGUGGCCGUUUUUGAGAGUUUUGGGUACGCAAGAAUUCUUUUCCACCAUAUUCAGUAUAGCAAAUUUUUUCCCACAUUACAAGGCAUUUGUGAGGUUUUCUAAAAUGCUACGUGAGACUGGAGACCGGAGAAGAGUACGCAGUAGAAGCACAUUACUAUGGAACUAUCUCUAUGUGGCGGCGGCGGGGAUGUUGGCAUGGACUGCAAGUUCGGUCUUCCAUUGUCGUGAUUUGGUCAUAACGGAGAAACUCGAUUACUUCUUUGCAGGUGCCACUGUUUUGGCAGGGUUCCAUGCAAUAUUUGCAAGAAUCACCUCUUUGUACUUGUACCCUAAGAUUGCACAGGUGUUCACCAGAUCCGUUGCGGUAAUAUUUUCCCUGCACAUUCUUCGACUUUACAUUGAUUGGUCGUACACAUACAACAUGAGGUUUAACAUUUUUUUCGGUAUCUUACAAUAUAUCUUAUUGAUACUGUUAUCUUGUCAAAACUACCACGCACUAAGAAAGCAAAAUGAAAGGGGCGAAUUCAAGAAUACCGCAUACGCUAGUUUCAAGGGACAGAUGUUCAAGUUGUGUUGCGUCCCCGUGGCCCUUGUUGUGGUUACCGCGAUGGCAAUGUCGCUAGAGUUAUUCGAUUUUYUCAGCUACGAAUGGCAGAUCGACGCCCACGCUAUAUGGCAUCUGUGCACCAUAUGGCCCUCGUGGGUGCUAUAUGACUUUUUCCUUGAGGAUUAUGCCUACUGGGGCAACAACUAA